CCUUUUCUGUCUCUCUCUCCCACUCACUUUGCUAAACUUCUGCUCAAUUUGAAUUAGAUCCCUUUCUGCUCCUGACUCACACAGGGAAGGCAAGCAGUCCAAAAACACGGGAAUUUAGACAUUUCCCAACCAACAGAUUAAUGCAAGACACGAGGACAUUUCAAAGAACAACUAAGACAAACAAGAAGGGACAAUACUAGUUUGGUGAAUCAUGUCUUUGAUUUGGCUUCUGCUGUAUGCAUGCAUCCAUGCCAUUUAUGGCAUGAUAUUUUUCGGAGACAUGGCUGAUCAGGACAGCACCCUCAGUGUGAGCAUCCCUGUGGAACAGCCAUUGCGCCCCCUACUUGGGGGGAGCAUGGUCAUACCCUGCUACUUUCAGGACAACACUGUCCAGGACCCUGGUGCCCCAACCAUCACCCCACUGUCCCACCGUAUUAAGUGGAGCUACAUCUACAAGGGCAAAAUAUCCCUUAUUCUGGUUGCCAGUGAUGGCAUGGUGCAGGUUGAGAGAGACUACUUGGACCGGGUUCAUAUGGUAAACUACCCCAUGGUGCCAACUGAUGCUACAAUUGAGAUCUCAGAACUCCGCUCCCGUGACUCUGGCUCCUACCGGUGUGAGGUCAUGCAGGGCAUUGAAGAUAACUAUGAUUCGGUGGAAAUGCAAGUUCAAGGUAUUGUGUUUCACUAUCGAGCAAUUUCUACCCGAUAUACAUUGACAUUUGAGAUGGCAAAAGCAGCCUGCAUCCAGAACAGUGCUGUUAUUGCAACUCCCGCACAGUUGCAAGCUGCCUACGAUGAUGGAUACCAUCAAUGUGAUGCCGGCUGGCUUUCAGAUCAAACUGUGAGAUAUCCUAUUCAUGAGCCAAGGGAGCCUUGCUAUGGAGACAAAGAAAAUUUCCCAGGGGUACGAACAUAUGGAGUCCGAGACAUCAAUGAGACCUAUGAUGUGUACUGUUUUGCAGAAAAAAUGUCAGGCAGAGUUUUCUACUCCAUGUCUGUGGAGAAGUUCACCUUUGCAGAGGCUGAAGACCAGUGUGCAAAGUUGGGAGCCCAAUUGGCCACCACGGGGCAACUGUACCUGGCAUGGAAGACUGGCAUGGAUGUGUGCAACGCUGGCUGGCUAGCAGACAGGAGUGUGCGGUACCCCAUUAACAUAGCUCGACCCCAGUGUGGUGGGGGGCUUUUGGGAGUGCGAACGGUUUAUCUGUUUCCAAAUCAGACUGGAUAUCCAUACCCAACCUCCCGCUAUGAUGCAAUCUGUUAUGAAGAAGCGGAAAAGGUUUUAACAAUGACCUCACCAUUUCCUGAAAUAUACACUACCGACGAUUCCAUGUUCAGUGUGGCUACAGCCACCUCAAGCCCAUCAGACUAUACUGAAGACGUGACCACAGUAGGGGAGGUCCGUGGGCAACUGGUUACAGAUGAGCCUCUUAACAUCACAAGCAUAGAAAGCCUCCUAAUACUACCUAACAAAACUGAGGUUGAGGAGGAAGUCAUCGACGUGGCCGUGGCUCUGCCUAAUCUAGGAUACGAGAUUCCCAAGGACAAUGUCACUGCUGCAAAUCUGUCUAUACUCCUUGAUGAGGAUACGUUGAAUGCUACAAGGACGGAGAAGGAUCUUAACAUGACGGACAUAACAGAGCUGCUGAGACCUGUUCAUCCAAUUGUCCCUCCCUUGAUUGUGGACCUGUCUGGAUCUGGAUCAGGAUCUGGAUCAGGCUCAGCAUCAGGCGAUCCUGAUUCCAUUUCUGGAUACAUGUCAGGGAGUGGCAUACCCAGUGGGAGCAUAUCAGGUUCUGGCCAAAGUGGUGAUGGAUCAGGUCAUCUUGUGAGACUCCAAGAAGGUGCUGAUACACUGAUGUGGCAGACUUCUGCCUCAGGCAGCACUUUGGAGGCUAAAGAAGGUAGUGGCAGUGGUAGUGGUGUUAUCAUAACUUCAGGAAUAGGAUCAGGGGACCAAGGAUCUGGAGAGGAGUCUGGACUCUUCCAAGAACAAAGUGGAGCUAGUGGCCUUCCAUCGGGACUCGGCAGUGGAAUUAGCGGUUCAGGAACAAGUGGAUUCUUCAGCGGUGGGGAAUCGAGUGGGUCAGGCUUCUUCGAGGUUUCAUUUAUAGACUCAGAAAUGAUUGAUCUGACUGCAAGACCUUCUGGAGAACAGGAAUUGUCUGGUAUUACCCCAUUUGGCUUGACUGAUGUUAGUGGUUCUGGCUCUGCCAUUGACUUUGGAUCUGCUUCUGGCUUUGGAUCUGCGUCUGGCUUUGGAUCUGCUUCUGGCUUUGGAUCUGCUUCUGGCUUUGGAUCUGCGUCUGGCUUUGGAUCUGCGUCUGGCUUUGGAUCUGCUUCUGGCUUUGGAUCUGCUGCUGGCUUUGGAUCUGCUGCUGGCUUUGGAUCUGCUUCUGGCUUUGGAUCUGCUUCUGGCUUUGGAUCUGCUGCUGGCUUUGGAUCUGCUUCUGGCUUUGGAUCUGCUUCUGGCUUUGGAUCUGCCUCUGGCUUUGGAUCUGCCUCUGGCUCCGAAACAUCAAGUUUCAUCCCUUCAGGUCAUCCCUCAGGAGAGGUGUCUGUUCACAAUCAGAAACACGAUGAAGAAAUUGUAAUUCUAACAGACAAUGAGGCCACUGAGUUGACAUUUAGGUCUACCUUUGGACCUGAAGAGGGUCGUGGAUCAGUGGAAAUCAGUGGAGAGGGCAGUAGUCAAGAACAUUAUGCUGAGGACAUAUCUCUUUCCAAUAGUACUUUAUAUGAAGAUUACUGGAAUGCCAAUGAAACAGAUGAUCCCCUACCAGAAAGAGGUGAGCAAAUUAAUGUCACCACACAAGUGUUCGAUGUGUCUGAUCAGUCACCUCCGAACGCCACACCACCCACCACUUCUGUACUCACCACUUCACCUUCAGCUUCACUACAAAUGCCAAAAGCUAUGGAGGAACCAUCUGUUAUUGAUGCUUCUGCUAACCCCUGUGAUCCAAACCCCUGUGGUCAAGGUUUAUGCUCUCUACAAGAUGGCUUUGCAGUAUGUCAGUGUCAUUCAGGAUUUAGUGGGGAAAACUGCUCAACACCGAUACAGGGAUGUGCUGAGGGGUGGACUGAGUUUAUGGGCAGCUGUUACAUUCAUUUUGAUGAGCGAGAGACCUGGACCAAUGCUGAGCAGCACUGUCGAGAGCUAAACUCUCACCUGGUUAGCAUAUCCUCCCAACAAGAACAAGAGUUUGUAAGAAAUCAAGCUCACGACUAUCAAUGGAUCGGACUAAAUGACAGGAAUGUGAAAAAUCAGUUUCGCUGGACAGAUGGAAGUCCUUUGGAAUAUGAAAACUGGAGACCCAACCAGCCAGAUAAUUACUUCAACACAAAAGAAGACUGUGUUGUAAUGAUAUGGCAUGAGGAUGGCCAGUGGAAUGAUGUACCCUGCAACUAUCAUCUUCCUUUUACUUGCAAGAGUGGACCUGUCACAUGCUCAUCACCUCCUGAAGUGAAGAAUGCCAGGAUGUUAGGCAACAGCAAAGAUCGCUACCCUGUUAACUCCAUCGUUCGAUACCAGUGUGACAGUGGAUUCAUACAGCGCCACCUUUCUGUAGUACGCUGCUUACCUGAUGGUCAGUGGGAGGAGCCUCAAGUCGAAUGCAUAGGAGGCAAAACAAUCAACAGGCUACGGAAAAGAUCCCUCAAGACACAUCCCAAGGCAGUCAAUAGUCGGACGUGGAGGAAGGUCCUCUAAACAGGACAAAAAACACACACUUUAAAACAUCCAGAGGACUGUUAUUAAUAAAGAUCAUCUGUACAGAAGCCUUAUUUACUCAAAAGAAAAUCUCAAUGACAAGGGAACAACCUUAUGUAGUGACAAACUUUAUUUAGCCUGUCUGGCUGAUUGGUUUACAAGUUCUAUUUAGAGCUCUGUUUUGGAGAGAAGAAAGAAAGAUAUCUGGGUUUAUUUAAAUUUAUUUGGCAUUUCCAGAUUGUAUUUCUCCUACUUUUUACCCUAACCCAUAAAUACUGGGUCACAAGAGAUAAUCUAAUCUAUAAAAAACAGACUAAAUUGCACAGAGUGCCAUUUAGAUAACCUAAAAAAGCACAAAAAAGAGAGCAAAGAACAGGAGUUUACUUUAGUUAGUUAGUGCAUUUUCCUCCAGGCCACAAGGUGACACUAAUGCUUACUUGUGUGAACAUUUUCCCGCUAAGAUCUGUGGCUAUGUAUAUGAAAUAGUGGCUGCAUCCAAAAUCGCAUACUUCCCUACUAUAUAGUAGGUGAAAAAAAUAUGUGACAAAAGAAGUAUGUCCGAAUUCACAGUACUCAUAAAAGAGUAGGCAAAAAGUACCCGGAUGACCUACUACUUCCGGCGAGAUCCAAAAGUGUUCAUACGAUGGACACUUUACCAUCCCAUGAGGCCACGGGAGAGGAUUUGUGAAUGGCAGUGAAGAGACAUAACUGACGAUUUCUGACGCAGCCACUAGCUUACUACUUUCCGAAUAUGGCACAGUAUACUGUAUACUGCCUACAAUUAAAAAAAAAAAAAAGUGUAAUAGUAGGCAUUGCAUCGUUACAUCACCUAUUACUUUGCAUACGAGUAGCAUCAAUAAAAUGUGCAUACUGUUCACAGUAUACAUACUAAAUACUGCACCAAUAGUACAAGUACUAUAGCAGUAUGCAAUUCUGACCACAACCUCUAGAACUGUCAAAUGCCGCCCCCCAAUUUGCAUACUCCUAGUAUGUACUUCACCAGUGAUUUGAAAAUGCACAUUUUGAAUAUGUAGAGAAACACUAACAGUAUUUGGAUAUUUUUUUUAUUGUAUUGUUGCAUACUGUUUGCAUUUGAAUGUAAGUAUUAGGAUGAAGGUACACAAUACCUUAGCUUAAUGUUUAGGUUCAUACAUUUCCAUGUGGCAACAUUGGCCUUGCAUUCCUUGUUAGUUUUUCUACAAUUUAAAAAGAGGACACAAGGGGUUGUGAGCAAUAUUAGCCCAAAAAGAAUGCACAGAUGCACUUCAGAAAUCUGCCAGAAAUAGUGUACCAUCCAGGCACCUUUGGCAUACUAUUUUCAACAUACUAUGAUUUGAGAUGCAAAAAAAUCUUAUCUGGCAUACUACUUAGGGUAGAUAGUGUGCAGAUUGGGACAAAGUCCAAAAACAUCAGUGUAUUAAGUAGCACAAAGGUAAUAUUGUCUGGAUAAUACUUCGGAACAAGACAAAAGGCUUGAAUGGCCACAGCUGGAAACAAUUACAUUUAAAUACAUUAGUAUUUCAAAUUCUUUAAUUAAGAUGUGUCUUUUUUAUUUGAUUUGUUGUUUGUUGUAGUUUAAAUGUCUAGUUGUACCUCUGUGAAACUGUGAAAGAUAAAUUCCCCAGCUUGAUUCUAGGUCAGCUUGCAUAGUAUACAAAUGUUUACUCAGACUAGAAAGAUCAUAUCCUGUCUACAUUAGCUGUAAUGAUAAAAUUAUAUUAGUGACUUUUCUGUCACAGGAAGUGAAUGGUUGCUUAUGGCACUUAUUCCUUGUUGUGCAAUGCAUUCACUUUUCCUUAAUUUAUUAAUUCACAAGUUCACAUGAUUCGUCUUGGCAUUCAUAACAUACUUGAGCUCUAAUAUAAAUUCAAUUUUGUAGAUAUCGAACAAUCUAACGUAUGAGACAAGCAUCCAUAUUCAAAUGAGAACAAUAUGGCGUCAGAAAACAAGACAAGAAUUUUGAAAUGGCCUAAACAUUAAAGUAUAUAUUAUUAAUCCAAGACACAAAGUGCCCCACAACGUUUGAUUGACAGAGUCAAUCGUUUCCAAUACAGCGAGUGAAGACACCGGAAUUACUCUCUGUUCCCAGCAAUAUCCAUCUCUCAUUUUGCACUCUGUCACUGUCAUCUCAAUGCUGAGCUCAUAUCUGUCCUAGUACACCUGAAAUAAACUGACUAAAUGUGUGUGAAAA
Molecule: messenger RNA, 5900 nt
Organism: Ctenopharyngodon idella (grass carp)
Lineage: Eukaryota; Metazoa; Chordata; Actinopteri; Cypriniformes; Xenocyprididae
Gene: acanb
Product: aggrecan b
Exons: 15
Coding region: 212-3709 (1165 amino acids)
Biological process (GO): cell adhesion
Molecular function (GO): hyaluronic acid binding
Source: RefSeq, a predicted model, not a curated record